AUGCCUGACGCCAAAGAAGAGGGCGACAUCCCUCUCCCCAAAAAGUCUCGAUCAUGGCUUUCACGCCUCAAUCCCCUCAAGCGCAGUCGGCCACCUCCGAUUCCCGAUGAGAGAGCGGAAUCGCCAGAGCAUGGCGCUAAUCUCCUGAGCAUUAUUACUUGGUGGUGGAUGAAUCAUGUCAUGUUUGUUGGUUACCAGCGGCCACUGGAAGAACUAGAUCUUCCUCGAGUAAAUCCAAAACGCUCCAUUGCCGUCAUAACUCCAGCUUUGAACCAGAAUUUCCAAAAGAGGGUCAAAGCAGGCUCUAAACGUGCCCUUCUUGCGGCGAUUUGGGAUACUUUCCGCUUCGAAAUCGUCCUGGGCGGUAUAAGCUGUCUCGUGGGUGGAGUGACGCAGAUGAUAUUACCAUUCCUCUUAAAAUAUCUCAUUGCUUAUGCGACAGAGGCAUAUGAAGCACAUGCUGCGGGAACACCAGCCCCUGAUAUAGGUACAGGUCUCGGCUGGGUUUUUGGCUUAUCCGCCAUGCAAAUCCUGGUUAGUAUGGGCAACAAUCAAUUUUUUUACCGAGGAAUGGUUGUCGGUGGUCAAAUUCGAGCUGCCCUUAUUUCACUCAUCUUCGCCAAGGCCAUGACCAUCUCUGGACGUGCGAAAUCUGGCUGGAAACCGCCCAAAACACCUCCUGCGGACAUCGCUCCCGGCAGUGAGGAAGAAAAAGCCUGGUAUGCCGAACAGUUGGGGGAGGAGGAGGCUAAUUCGAGCACGCAAGGUUGGAGCAACGGCCGAAUUAUCAACCUCAUGUCAACCGAUACGAACCGUAUUGACAAGUGUUGCGGCUGGUUUCACUUCGCCUGGUGUAUCCCUAUUACCGUUCUGAUCACAAUAGCCCUCCUUCUGGUCAAUCUAACAUACAGUGCCGUACCCGGUAUUGUUCUUUUCUUGCUGUCAACCCCUCUCAUGGCGUUCGGUGUGCGGAUCAUGUUCAAGACUCGCUUCAGAAUCAACAAACUCACUGAUCAGAGAGUCAGUCUGACGCAGGAAGUUCUUCAAUCCAUCCGCUUUGUCAAAUAUUACGCCUGGGAGUCGGACUUUUUGGAUCGUAUCUCGAAAAUUCGAAGUGACGAGAUUCGUGGCGUGCGCGUCAUGUUCAUGAUCAGAAAUCUCAUGACCGCAAUCGGUACCUCCAUUCCCAUGUUCGCAUCCAUGUUGGCUUUCAUCACAUUUUCCUACACACACCAUGCGCUGGAACCUGCGUCUGUGUUCUCCUCGCUCUCCCUCUUCAAUGGUCUUCGGCUUCCAGUUAUGUUGCUGCCUAUGGUUCUAGCAUUGGUUUCGGAUGCUUCUUCGGCUAUAGACAGAAUCGAGGAAUUUUUACUCGCUGAAGACGCACAGCCCGAUAUGCAACCGACAGUUGCCUUCAAUGAAACAAAUGCUCUGUCCCUAGUAGAUGCAGAGUUCAUAUGGGAGAGCGCCGUUGAAGCCAAUACAGAUACCCCGGGAGCUGCCAAAAACACAAAAGAGACAAAGAAAAAGGGCAUGAAUGAGAAAAAGGAGGCAAAGAAGGAUAAAAAGAAGGAGAAGGAGAAAGAGAAAACAGAUACCAAGGCCUUGGAAACAAGCGAAAACUCCAGUGAGGUAACCUCGACAGACGAUCCCAAACAGCAGUCCAAUGAAGGCACGCCUUUCAAGAUUCGCGACCUAAACAUCCAAGUUGCACAUGGCGAGUUUCUAGGUGUUGUAGGAGGUGUAGGUUCCGGCAAAACGUCUUUCCUGGCAGCCCUAGCUGGCGACAUGCGAAAGGUGAAUGGAGAGGCCUCUGUUGGCGGAUCGAAAGCAUAUUGUCCUCAGAAUGCAUGGAUUCAGAAUGCCACCGUAGAAGAAAACAUCCUUUUCGGUCAGGAGCUCGACGAGGAAAAGUUUAAAAGGGUGGUUGAUGCCUGCUCUCUCCGCCAUGACCUAGAAGUUCUUCCUAAUGGUCGCUACACUCAGAUUGGUGAGCGAGGUAUCAACGUUUCGGGAGGACAAAAGGCACGUAUCAGUUUGGCUCGGGCUAUCUAUUCCGACGCCGAUAUAAUUCUCCUGGACGACCCCCUUUCAGCUGUCGAUGCGCAUGUUGGCCGGAAUAUCAUGGACAACGCUCUGUGCGGAUUGCUCAAGGAUAAAGCUCGAGUUCUCGCUACUCAUCAGCUUCAUGUUCUUCACAAUUGCGACAGAAUUAUUAUGAUGGAAGACGGAUUGGUAGCCGCAAAUGACACGUUUGAAAAUCUUGUUGCGAACAAUGACAGAUUCAAAGAGAUGAUGGCAACGGUGAAUAAAGACCAGCAGGAAGAGGAGGAAGAAGAAGAAGAAGAAGAAGCUGAAGCCCCAGCUGCGAAGGAGGAAAGUGUCCAAAAAGUUGCAUCUAUUGCGAAACAACAACGGCCACAGAAUGAUCUGAUACAAGAGGAAUCGGACGGGACGGGGGCAUCUGGCAACAUAUAUCUAAGAUACUAUGCUGUCGCAGGCUCCGUGCUCUUUCUUCCACUUAUCGUGCUGUUAUUGAUUUUGUCGCAGGGUGGCAGUAUAGUUACUAACUUGUGGCUGUCUUGGUGGACAUCCGACAAGUUCGGCUACUCUACUGCAGACUACGUUGGUGUUUACGUCGGCCUCGGUAUUGGCCAAGCCAUACUACUCUUCUUCUAUUCGACAGCACUCUCCUACACAGGCACUCGAGCAAGUAGACUCCUGCUGAAAUUCGCCAUUCGUCGAGUUCUGCGUGCACCAAUAUCCUUCUUUGAUACUACACCUCUUGGCCGAAUCAUGAACCGGUUCUCCAAGGACGUCGAUACCUUGGAUAAUAAUAUGACUGACUCGAUGCGACUUGCCACUAUGACAAUGGCUCAGAUUAUCGGUAUCUUCAUUCUCAUUAUUGCUUAUUACUACUACUUCGCGGCUGCUCUUGGGCCCUUGGUCGUGAUUUAUAUAGGACUCGCUAUGUUUUAUAGCUCAUCGGGAAAUCAAAUUCAGAAGCACGAGUCUCGCCUCCGAGGGCGUCUUUUUGCACGUUUCAACGAAGCCAUUUAUGGCAUAGCAACGAUUCGGGCGUAUGGACGGGCGGAUUCGUUCAUUGAGUCUAUCAACAAUGCUAUCGAUGACACGGACAGCGCAUACUUUUUAACAUUUGGCAAUCAGCGUUGGCUUGGUGUUCGAAUUGAUGCCCUUGGUGUCAUUCUGGUAUUUGUUACCGAGAUCCUGGUAGUGACCUCGCGGUUCAACGUUUCUCCCAGUAUUAGUGGUCUUGUCUUGUCAUACCUCCUAUCCAGUGUCCAGAUGCUUCAGAUGACGGUGCGACAGGCAGCUGAUGUCAAUAACAACAUGAACUCGGUUGAGAGAAUUGACUAUUAUGGAAGAGAUAUCGAGCAGGAAGCUCCUGCUCAUACUAUCGACACUCCGAAGGAAUGGCCCAGCAAGGGAGAGGUCAUUUUUCAGAAUGCGCAUCUCAGAUAUCGCCCGGGCUUGCCAUAUGCAUUGCAACAAUUCAAUUUGCAUAUCCAGCCUGGUGAACGAAUCGGAAUCGUUGGCCGCACUGGUGCGGGCAAAUCCACCAUUAUCAUGGCACUCUACCGAAUGGUCGAGCUCUCGGUGGGCAGUAUUACUCUAGACGGCAUAGACAUCAGCACCAUAGGGUUAAAUGAUUUGCGAUCCAACAUGUCCAUCAUUCCACAAGACCCGACCCUUUUCGCGGGCACGGUCCGAUCGAACCUCGAUCCCUUCAACACUCGCACAGACCUAGAGCUCUGGUCUGCUCUCAAGCAAGCACAUCUCGUCGACGACAACAGUGACAGUAACAAAGAAACCGGCAAUCAAAACACCACUCAACUCACGCUAGAUUCAUUAGUCGACGAAGGCGGCAACAACUUCUCCCUCGGUCAGCGCCAAUUGCUAGCGUUAGCGCGCGCCCUCGUCCGCAACAGUAAAAUCACCAUCUGCGACGAAGCCACCAGCUCGAUUGACUUUGAGACGGAUCUCAAGAUCCAAAAAGCGAUGUCAGAUGGAUUCAAGGGCCGAACUUUGUUGUGUAUUGCGCACAGGCUGAAGACGAUUAUCGGCUAUGAUCGUAUCUGUGUCAUGGACCAUGGAAGAGUAGCUGAGGUCGCUUCUCCGUUGGAAUUGUUUGAUGCAGAUGGUAUCUUCAGGAACAUAUAUUAG
This is a messenger RNA of Talaromyces atroroseus, 4185 nucleotides long. RefSeq lists its product as hypothetical. Gene Ontology annotation, biological process: transmembrane transport. Gene Ontology annotation, molecular function: ATP binding; ABC-type transporter activity; ATP hydrolysis activity. Bases 1 to 4185 code for a protein of 1394 amino acids. Lineage: Eukaryota; Fungi; Ascomycota; Eurotiomycetes; Eurotiales; Trichocomaceae. The record is from RefSeq and is a predicted model, not a curated record. The transcript is spliced from 4 exons. Gene Ontology annotation, cellular component: membrane.